Messenger RNA from Suncus etruscus (white-toothed pygmy shrew), 391 nucleotides. It is a transcript of the gene CRIP1, whose product is annotated as cysteine rich protein 1. Lineage: Eukaryota; Metazoa; Chordata; Mammalia; Eulipotyphla; Soricidae. The transcript has 5 exons. Gene Ontology annotation, molecular function: zinc ion binding. Gene Ontology annotation, biological process: intrinsic apoptotic signaling pathway in response to DNA damage; regulation of gene expression. The record is from RefSeq and is a predicted model, not a curated record. The coding region runs from base 46 to 279 and encodes 77 amino acids.
UGCCCUGCCGCUGCUCUGCCCCCUCGCCCGCCAGAGCUCGCCGAGAUGCCCAAGUGCCCCAAGUGCGACAAGGAGGUGUACUUCGCCGAGCGGGUCACCUCCUUGGGGAAGGACUGGCACCGGCCCUGUCUGAAGUGUGAGAAGUGCGGGAAGACGCUGACCUCAGGGGGUCAUGCAGAGCACGAAGGCAAACCCUACUGCAACCACCCCUGCUACUCAGCCUUGUUCGGGCCCAAAGGCUUCGGGCGAGGAGGUGCUGAGAGUCAUACCUUCAAGUGAACCCAGGUUGAGGAUCUCUUGACCCUGGACACCAGGCCGAACCCCCGCAGGCAUCUGAGGCCCAAAUGGAGCUAGCUGCCUGCCCUCAAUAAACCUCAACACUGGGAAAGCC